UUGUUUUUUUUUGACAAUGCGCAAUUACUCUUAAAAAUUUCAGCAGGUGAAUCCGCGCAGCAGCAGCAACAGCAACAACAGCAGCAACAAUACACAACACCACCGAGUACUUCUAGUCCACCACCGCCGUACAGCUGGUCUUCGACGCUUUCUUCGGCUUUCAACAAAGCAUUUCCCGAUUCGAAGGCUUCGUCAAAUGCGAAAAUGAGUAACCGUCAUGAGAGAGUAUGGGGCGGUAAUCUCCCACCUGGAGUUUUCACUCGAGAAGACGUUGAUGCAAGCACUUAUAUCGGUGGAUUAUUGGCUGAGGAUGAAUUGGACUGGAUGACGCUGUUCAAUGUCUCAACAGGAACAACAAAAGAGAUUUCAGGAGGAAAUGCCAUUGAUGGUUUGUUUUUGUAUUAA
This is a messenger RNA of Gongylonema pulchrum, 405 nucleotides long. The record is from the annotation of a GenBank genome assembly. NCBI's taxonomy places the organism in Eukaryota, Metazoa, Nematoda, Chromadorea, Rhabditida, Gongylonematidae.